This is a messenger RNA of Chaetomium strumarium, 1517 nucleotides long. RefSeq names its product tryptophan synthase beta subunit-like PLP-dependent enzyme. Bases 414 to 1517 code for a protein of 367 amino acids. Gene Ontology annotation, molecular function: magnesium ion binding; serine racemase activity; D-serine ammonia-lyase activity. Gene Ontology annotation, biological process: amino acid metabolic process. The record is from RefSeq and is a predicted model, not a curated record. NCBI's taxonomy places the organism in Eukaryota, Fungi, Ascomycota, Sordariomycetes, Sordariales, Chaetomiaceae. The transcript is spliced from 2 exons.
AACGCUAUACCAGUAUUUGCCAAGAGCUCCGUAAAGGAUCACUUACACGGCUGUCACGGCUCACCUUCCGUUAUCGGGUUGAUACCCCUCAAGCUAGUACACUUCCUCCGCCGGUGAGAGAAGAGUCAUAAUAAGCCCGCAAGACAGCAUGUCCGCCAAGCAGUGGGGUGUUUGGAUAUAAUGUGGAUGUUCCAAAGCCUUUCAUACUGCUGAAACACUUUCAUGCCACACCCUUUCUAGCCCUUGAACUACGCCCCGUUUUCAUAUUCCGUCAUCACCGGUCGGCACCGACGCCGGAGCGAACCCCGACCCGGACUGAGUCCACGAAGUGUGUCCCGAUCCGAGUUCCGUCCCCGGUAACCCGGCAUCCCCCCGGCCCUCCGAGCCCGGAGCCGCAACCUAAAAAAGAAAAGAUGGCCGACCCGUCCACGGCCCCGCCGCUGACCCGCGCCUCGGUGCAGGCCGCACACAAGCUGAUCGAGCCGUACAUCCACAAGACGCCCGUGCUGACCAACGCGACGCUCAACCGGCUGGCCUCCACCCCGCGGACCGAGGCCGAGCUGGCGGGCACCGAAUGGGCCGGGCGCACGCCGGCCAAGCCCGUCAUCCGCUUCUGGUUCAAGUGCGAGAACUUCCAGAAGGUCGGCGCCUUCAAGGCCCGCGGCGCCUUCCACGCCAUCGAGCGGCUGAAGCAGGACCCUUCGUUUGACCGGGCGAAGGGCGUCAUCACGCACAGUUCUGGCAACCACGCGCAAGCGCUCUCCCUCGCGGCCGCCAUCUCCUCCAUCCCCUGCACCAUCAUCAUGCCGACCAUCUCGACGCCCGCCAAAAUCGCUGCCACCCGGUCCUACGGCUCACGCAUCAUCUUCUCCGGCCCGACCUCGCCCGAGCGCGAAGCGGCCGUGGCCGCCGCGCAGGCCGAGACCGGCGCCCGCCUGGUGCCGCCCUACGACCACCCGGACAUCAUCCUCGGCCAAGGCACCGCGGCGCUGGAACUCCAAUCCCAGCUUUCCCUCCUCCUUCCCGAGAAGACCACCACCCUCCACGCAGUGAUAACCCCCUGCUCCGGCGGCGGGUUACUCUCCGGCACAGCCCUCGCGUGCGAGGGGACCGGCAUCCGCGUGUUCGGCGCCGAGCCGUCCUUCCAGGGCGCCGACGAUGGCCGGCGCGGGUUCGCGGCCGGGGAGCGGGUGACGAGCGUCAAGUCGCUGACCAUCGCGGACGGGCUGCGCACGCCCGUGGGCAAGAUCCCGUGGGGGGUGAUCUACGAGCGGAGGCUGGUGGCGGGCAUGUACAGCGUGGGCGAGGACGAGAUCAGGAGGGCCAUGCGGCUGGUGUACGAGCGCAUGAAGCUGGUGGUGGAGCCGAGCGCGGUGGUCGGGCUGGCCGUGGCCUUGUACAACGAGGACUUCCGGGCCAUGGUGGAGCGGGAGGGCGGGCAGGAAGGGUGGGAUCUCGGGGUGGUGUUUAGUGGCGGCAAUGUGAGUCUUGAUAAGCUGGGGGAGUUGCUCGCGUGA